This is a messenger RNA of Colletotrichum gloeosporioides, 819 nucleotides long. RefSeq lists its product as uncharacterized. The transcript has a single exon. Bases 1 to 819 code for a protein of 272 amino acids. The record is from RefSeq and is a predicted model, not a curated record. NCBI's taxonomy places the organism in Eukaryota, Fungi, Ascomycota, Sordariomycetes, Glomerellales, Glomerellaceae.
AUGGCUCUGGCGCAACCUCAAAUCACCAAGAAGAACCGCGACAACCUAGAGAUCAGUUGCGACAUCACCCAGAAGUACGUUGAAUCUCGCGUCAGCUGCUCGUUUCUCGCGGGCCAACGAUCUUGCCGAGUCAUCGAGCAGCGAUUGUCACAAAAGACCCAUGCGCCGGAGCAAAUCACCCAACUAUCUUUCCCUCGAUCUUUCGACUUCUUCGCCGGCGAGAUGCCGGUCGCCACAGGUCGGGAUAUGACCGGCUUCAUCGACCCGACUUUGUAUUAUCUCAAAGAUCCGACCUACGAGAAUAUCUCGUCUGGCACGGCAGUCCUCAUGGACGAACUCGACACCUCGAAAGUCGGCGCACGCUUUGGACAGCUGCUCAACACGUAUCUCACCCUUAGCCAAGUUUCCAGCACGAUUGCAAACACCAGCGCCGAAGCGGAUGCCGUUUUCCAGCCCAACAUCACCUUCAUAGGGGAGUCGUCAACUCUGCUGGAGACAUACGUCAUCUCGAAGCUGUGGAUAUCACUCUGCUUGCUGUCUGCCGUCGUUCUCCUGGCUGGAGGCAUCCUCAGCGUCGUGUUCAUCCACUUGACCCACGGUCCUGAGAUUCUUGGCUAUGUCUCCACGACGAUCCGGAACUCGAAGUACAUUGAUCUGCCGUCAAGUACAACCUGGCUGGAUGGCUCAGAACUGACCAAUGAGCUGAAGAAGUUGAGGAUACGGUACGGGUUCAUUCGCGACGAGUCGAGGCAGCCAAUCAUGGCCGUCGGGCAUGAAGAGGAAACUGCUCGGAUCAAAGAUGUUUUGGCUAGGAAGUAG